ACUUAACUAUAGCUGUUGCAGGUGAGAGGGUUCCGGUCAAUUCACACAUGAAGUACCUGGGUCUUAUUCUUGACCGGAGGUGGAAUUUUGAACAGUAUUUCCUCAGGUUAGCGCCCCGAAUCGUGGGUGCUGCCUCAGCCCUUAGCUGGCUAUUACCAAACGUGGGUAAGCCGAAAGCCCCUUGUCGGCGCCUGUACGUGGGCGUUGUUCGGAGCAUGGCCUUAUACGGGGCAUGAAUUUGGGCAGACAGGCUCUUGGCUAAAGCCAAGCCUCUCCUAAGGCGUCCGCUGAGGGUGGUGGCCUUGCGCAUAAUAAAGGCAUACCAUACGGUGUAUUUCGCGGUGGCAUGAGCCCUGGCAGGCACUCCACCCUGGGAGCUGGAAGCUAAUAUGAUAGCUGGAUAUUACCGUAUGAGAGCAGAGGCCAGAGCGCGUGGAGAACGCCUCGACCCAGAGGAGGCGAAGAGAGAGCAACGACCGGCUGUCAAGAGACUGAGGGACCGCUGGAAGAGCGACCUGGAGGAUUCCUCCUAUGAAGCCCGCAGUAUAGGGGCUCUCCCCCCGUCAUUCAACCAGUGGCUCGAUAGAGAACACGGGGUGCCCAGCUACAGAUUGACACAGGAAACAACCGGACACGGUUGCUUCGGUCAUUACCUGCAUGAAAUUAAGCCAGUGGAUUGGGGGCCCACACGGAACGGCUCUGCACGUGUGGGACGAGAGCCAAGCGUCCUGGUGCUCUUCCUCAGUGACGCGGGUGUGCAACACAGGUUGGUCGGGCUGCCGAGGGGCGUCGCGGAUAGAAUGCCGCAAGCAAUCCCAUGACGCUCCCUAACGGCAAAGAGGAUCCGCAGGGGAUGUU
This is a messenger RNA of Cydia pomonella (codling moth), 858 nucleotides long. RefSeq lists its product as uncharacterized. The transcript has 2 exons. NCBI's taxonomy places the organism in Eukaryota, Metazoa, Arthropoda, Insecta, Lepidoptera, Tortricidae. The record is from RefSeq and is a predicted model, not a curated record. Bases 390 to 821 code for a protein of 143 amino acids.